Plasmopara halstedii is the source of this 978-nucleotide messenger RNA. RefSeq lists its product as uncharacterized. NCBI's taxonomy places the organism in Eukaryota, Oomycota, Peronosporomycetes, Peronosporales, Peronosporaceae. The transcript has a single exon. Bases 1 to 978 code for a protein of 325 amino acids. The record is from RefSeq and is a predicted model, not a curated record.
AUGACAGACUCAACAGUAGAGGAGGAUGCCGCCAACAUUUCACAACAGCUCGCCGCAGAAAUUCUAGAAGAGGACGACACGCGGGUGAUCACAAAAGCUGUACGCGAGAGUCACGACUUGUGUUCAAUCCCACCAACCCCGGCGUGUAGUCUGGAACCACAUUCUCCUCUUCAGAAUCCAGUUCACCGCCGCCCACUAUUCAGCUCGAUGCGUGAAGCUCUCGAGAGCUCUGGACAAGUAAAGGAAGAGCCGGGUGGAUACAUCAUCAAGAGGCGAAAUGGGCGCCAGAAAACACCAUUUCGCUUUGGUGAAAGCGGAAGAAAAUUAAAAAGCAGCGCAAACAGACAAAAUGAACAGCAGCCGAAAUGCCAAAGCAACAAUGUUCCUCAAAAUUCAGCAGUAGACGAUGCAGACGCUGCCGGCUAUACAAUCAUAAGGCGACGGUCGUCAUGCGAUGAAAAUUUUUUAUACAAUUCAGCCAGUGCUGUGAACUUUCAAUCAACCAGCAGACAAGGUAUACAGGCUAUAAAGUCAGCUGGCGGUAACAAAAAGCUGUCCCAGCGACCGCGACGGGGCAGCAUGUCUGCACUGUCACAGAGCAGCAGCUUACUGGCCUCCAUUUCACCAGCGCCUUCAACAAGCGUACCCCCUGGGUUUCAACCUCGCUCAGCUGCCUCGCAAGUAGUAAUUCAACCGCCUUCUGGGUUAACUCCUGCAGCGUCUGGAUGGGUCACCAAGGCUGCUGCAUCUGGGGAGCCCACCAAAAAGAUUCAAGAACCCCCCGUCGAGGCGCUAUGGCCCGAAGUGAAGUCGACCGCUGCAGUUGACAAAACCGACACUGGCUGGGACGUCGCCAAGCCAGUAAGUGACUCGCAUUUGCAGCAAUGGGCAGUGAGCACAAGCACUUCAUCCUCGCCAUUGCAAGUUGAUGUGUCGGAUGAUGAUGACCUACUUGUGCGACUUGGAGUUACAUUUUAA